This is a messenger RNA of Podarcis lilfordi (Lilford's wall lizard), 19488 nucleotides long. The record is from the annotation of a GenBank genome assembly. NCBI's taxonomy places the organism in Eukaryota, Metazoa, Chordata, Lepidosauria, Squamata, Lacertidae.
AUGCUGGGUGUGUUGGUAGGGGGUUAACUCUUUCCACCUGUGUUUAUCUUUAUCAGUGGCUUCCAGCUGAUGGAACAGCCUCCCUGGUGGUGGGUGUGUCUCUCCCUCAUUACUGUAUUAACUUUCAGGAGGGGUUUUAAAGCAUUCUUACUCAGCCAGGCAUUGGGUGGCUGAAAGACACUAUUCUUGGUAACCUUAAAAAUUAUUAGCUGUCAGAUAAUGUGGUUGCUUUGCAUUUAUUUAGGUACUCUUAAAUAUGUUUAGGUGUUUUAAAUGGUUUUCAUUUCAUUUUUAAAAGUAUUAUUUUAUCACUUUUGUCUUUGCUGCCCUGUGCUCCUUUGAGAGAAGGGGAAGACAGAAAUUUAGAUAGACAAAAAUGUCUGUAUUUGCCCCAGAAAGGAAGCUCCGCUCUGCUUCUUGAACUAGAGUGUGCUUUGACUACAGUAUUUAGGAGGGCUUUUGGCCCCUUUUCUGCCGCCUCCUCCUCCUCCUGUCAUUGUAUGCCCUCUAGUGGCACAGAAAUUUUAAAGAAACUCGCAGGUUGGCAUCCCAUUCUGGACACUGACACAAACACACGCACACCGUCCCGUGUUUGGUCGUGUAGUGAAACACGGCGCUGGUGGUGUCCCUGUGACAACAGAUCAAAGUGUCUUCUUCGUUGCCCGCCAAUGAUCCUUCUGGACUGUCAAGAACAAGGCUCGGUUCCUUCCCUCAGAGUCGAUUGUGGACGGUCGAGGUUCUUUUAAUGAGUGUUUUAGUGACUCUGCGUGAGGGAGCAACUCCUUUUCCGUGUGUGAGGGAAAACACUCAGACGCACAGACACUAGCUAUCCCUGUGUAGGUCCCACAGAGUGAGACCACGGGCCCGUUUCUCAGGCGCCUCCGCCGUUCCGAGAAGACGGAGACGAGGGAGCGCGGCUUCCGCUCACGGAGCCGCCGUUGGCGCCCGCGUUCGAGAGCGCGACUUCUCCGGGUUCCUCGGUCCGCGGCUUGCGGGGAAGGAAGGGGGCGGAGUCACGGCAGCGAGGUCACAUGACCUUGCGUGGCGGCGCGGCAGCCAUCUUGUGUUGUCGGUGCUGAGGAUAGGCUUUGGAUCCGAGAGGCUCUCCGUCCGCGACCUCAGGUAAACCGACCCCCUGGCCGUCCUGCGCCCUCCCUUUCGGGCGCGACCCCCUCGCUGAGUUCCCGCUUUCCCCUCAGGUCCAAGCGGCUGCCCCUCUGUCGCGGCCCUUCCGCGCGAACACGCCCAGGCCUCUCGCCGAGCACCGGUCUCCCGUAUGUCUCGUGUCCGGAGAAGCGCAUGGCAGGCGAGGGGAAACGGGCUUGAGCGUGGCGUCGGGGUUCCUUAGCUGUGGCGUGGGCUGCUGGGUGGUUUGCCGUGCCUGGGCGGGUGGGAGGAAGUUCUGAGGGUUUAGGAGCUGCCUUGGCUCAGACCUGACACAAGACAGCUGUGGGCCUUUCCUUCUCCAUGCGGCAUAUUGGCAGGAACUGCUGGGUCCGGGUGGGCGGGUGAUACGGACUUACUCCUUGGCUGGCAGCUACAGAGGAACGUGCAGUUAUUCCCAGUCCCUGUGUGCUUCCCCCUGCGACAAUUUCCUCUUCAACUCGUUCUGUAGAAAGAGACUUUCCUACUCCAUGGCCAUGACUUGUCAACGCCAAGGGGGAAGGAAGGCUCCAGCAGCUGUUGCCUAAUGAGCCGGUUAGUUGAACAUUAUACCGGCACUCAUGACGAGGGCUUUACAAAUGGAGGGUUGUGUGUAUUUUGGGGGAAAGCUGUGGGGUGAUAGUGGUGUUUGAAGUGAAGCUGAUAAUAUCUGGUGACUCCUGAGAUUUAAGACAGUGAAGGUAUAUGCUGGCCACUAGAAAUGACACGUACUUCCACUAAAUACAGGGGGUUGUAGGAGAUGUAGAAACUCUGGUUAAACAUAUAUUGGUCAUUUCUCAAGUAACAAACUGUUCUGGACAGCAUGAUAGCAAUCUGUUAAUUUGAAUAUUCUCUUACUAUUCAUUCUCUCUGUGAAGUUGUAUUGAGAUUUGUGCAUAAAAAUAUGAGCUCUAGUGCUUCAGACUAAAGGCCUGUCAGAUUCGUCAUUCUUUUCUCACAGUGGCCAACCAGAUGCCCACAAGCAACCUGGAAGAUAGUUAUGAACAAAUGAUACAUAACUUCAAUUCAUAUAAUUGCUAGUUUACUUACAGUUGGAAAAUAACACAUGGUAUAGCAGAACAAUUUCUUAAAUGACCAGAAAUAUUUUACUACUAGCCCUUAGCAAAUGGGUUACUAGGGUAGGUCUUACGUUUGCAACCUUAUUUCCAGGGAUACUAGUUUGCAAAAUUACUUUUUGUAAUUGUCACUGAAGUUGGUUUUUUUCAGUGACUCUUAAGAGAUCUCCUCAGAAGAGAUCCAUUUCCACUACACUUCCCAUCAGUUUGAAUUUUUUAAAAAAACUGGAAUCACUGUAUCACUGUUAAUCUUGGGUUUUUUUUAUUAUCUGAUAAUAUGUUUCAAAGUUGCACAAAAACAGUGCUCUUACAGAUUUUCUUACUUCACGUUCAACUGUUGGACAUUCAAGGUGAUUGCCAUUAAAGAUGGAGCUGGCCAUCUCUGGAUAUUAUAAACCAAGCAAAUAAUAUAAAAGUAGACACAGGCAAGACAGAUUUGUUUUCUGAAGCUUAUUCAGGAUAGUGAGCCACUUUGUGGUUAUAACCUGAUCUGAAGAAAAUACUAGUCUAAUAAAUGGCCUUUGCAUUAUUUAUAGCAGUAUGAUUAAUAUAAUUGUGUUUGCUGAUGAGCUUACAGGAGCUGUUGCACAGAGACUAUGCAGGAGACUUUGGCUGUAGGGAGAAUGGUCAAGAGGCACAAUAAAAUUAGGACCAAGAACACCAAUCAGGUAGACAAACAAGUUUGUGGCCAGAUGCAAAGGAUGAGCAUCAACAUGUCUGUAUGGGAAGCAGAAGUGAGGCAAGCAUGGCGAUACAGUUGUACCUUGGUUUUCGAAUAGCUUAGUUCUCGAACGUUUUGGCUCCCAAACGCUGCAAACCCGGAAGUGACUGUUCCAGUUUCCAAACUAUUUUUGGAGCUUCCUGCAGCCAAUCAGAAGCUGUGCUUUAGUUUCCAAAAGUUUUGGAAGUCGAACAGACUUCCAGAACAGAUUCUGUUCUACUUCCAAGGUACGACUGUAUUAUGAGUUACCUGAAGAGAUGCGGACCCUGUGGCCCUUCAUAUGUUUUUGGACUACAUUGGCUAUCAGCCUCAGCCAGCAUAGCCAGUUAUCAAUGAUGAUGACAGUUCUAUUCCAUCACCAUCUGGAGGACCACAGGUUCCCACCUCUGAGCAAGCAGAUUCAAAGACCAGAAGGCUACUCUUACAAGGAGAGCUCUUACUCUUACAAGGAGAGCUCUUACUUUUACAAGAAAGAACAAUCACAUAUAUAAGAACAUACAAAAGGAGAGGUCUGCUAGCAACCUUUUCCUCUGAACCUAAAGCUAGUGAGAACAGGACACAGCAGAAACUACUUGUAUCCAAACUAUGUACUAAGUAGCAGUAAGGCAGCAAGGAGCAGUUUAGAAGCAUUUGGCUUUGUUUUAUACUAGAUGCAAUUUGCCAUUCUGUUCAAGUCAGGAGCUAUGAUUAGUUUUAGCCGGUGCUUUUUUUCUGGCAGAACUCAACAGUACACAGUACCGGCACCUCUCCCCCCCCCAACCUUGCAGUAAGGUAAAUGGAGGGUAGUGAGACCAAGCAAGCAACCAUGACUAAAAGGGGGUUGUGAAAAGCAGGAGGCUGAGGUGGUGGCAAGGAAAGGAGGCCCUUGUUUGGGGUUGUAUUUCUGCUCUCAGUCAACAGGUUGCACCAUUCCCCCUUGCACACUCUCCCCCUAGAUGCGGGACAAGCUGUAGGGGUGAGUGUGGAUGGUGUGGCUGGUGGCUGGGAGGAGAAGGAGAAAUGGGAGGGUGGGUGUGACGAGUGGACUGGGCAAGGUGUGGGGGGGAGGUUGAAGAAGGGUGUGCACAAAGUGGAGCUUUAAUUAACUGUGGGGUGACAGGAGAGUGUGUGUGAGAGAGAGAGAAAAGGGGGGGAUCAUGGUGAGUACCAGCACCCUUUUUUCUAAGAAAAAAAACACACUUAUUUAACUGUAGUUUAUCUUUAAAAAGCCUAGAUUAAUAACCACAUUUUGAAGUUAUCCUUGCCAGAGCAACUGUUACUUGACUGGUUGGCUCGCUGGGCAGUUUGUUUAAAUGUCCAGUUCUUCAAUGUUUAGGAACUCCAUGUGGAAGAUUAUAUUUCAUGGAUUUUGUCUUGUCAGGUUACUUUGAGAUAAUAUGAACUGAGAAUUAACAUUUACUUCUUUACUGAAUUUCAGGAGUGGCUUGCCCAGCAAGGUGGAUCUAUAGCAAUAGCCUGCAAGGGAGAUGGGAUGGGAUGGUGAGCUUGGGGCUAUGUGGGUGCACUGGUGGAACCAAUGUGGCAUUCCCCACUGUGUGUGCUCAUGCAGCCCUGACCACACCAACUCUCCUGGUAAGUGCUAUUGACUUCACAUCUGGGAUGCUGUUGUUGUAGUUUUACUUCACUUAGUGAACUUCUGGGUCAUUCCAUAUCAAGUGAGCCAAUUUUUUUACCUCAUGUCAUCCAAUUUUCUUAAUAUUUUGUACACUUGUUGAACGAUCAAAACUAAGAGUGAUCAAGCUAUCACACUGCAUUGGAACACAUUUUUAAAAGAAAAGCCUUACUAGCUUUUCAGAUAACUUUUAAUUGAAUAACUUCCUUUAAAAAUGCCCUAAGUAACUGAUAUUACAGUUUGAAGUCUAGUUUAUUCUGUUAUAUUUUACUCUCAAGAAGACCCAUUUAUCCUAAAUAGAACUGAAUAAGGCAGACAUGUAUGUACAAAAUAUUUUUUUAGAAUAUGAUCCCAUUGAGAUUCCAAGAUGAAAAUUUGCAGGUAGGUCUUAGAAAUAUUAAAUAAUAAAAAAAAAUUUAAUUUUUAAUUUUGUAACUUAUAUUUAUAAUAUAAAGUAAACCCAUCAUGUGACAUAUAUUAAAGCCCAUGAUGUUCUGAAGAGAUUGGUAUUAGUUUUGCCAUAUCUCAAUUCUGGGCUGAGCUUUUAAGGUUUUUGUAUAGUCUGGCAAGGCCAAAAUUGUCAAUUUUUUGAAAUUUCAAACCCUCAUAACUCACAAACAGGAUGAGAUAAAAAAAUGAAAGUUUGAAAUUUAAACUUAGUUUUGAUCAUUCAACAAGUGUACAAAAUAUUAAGAAAAUUGGGUGUCAUGAGGUAAAGAAGUUGGAUCACUUGCUAAAUUGAUUUUCCAUUUUUCAGUGAUCAGCAUAGUGUAUAGUGUUAAAAGCAUAAAAAUUAUUUUAAAAAGACCCAACAAAUAUAACCUACAACAACAAUAGUCAUAAUAAUAAUAAUAUCCACAGAAAGUUUAGCAUUGUCAUAGAUAAUUAAGAUCAGCAGCAGUUAAACUUCUGCCUCUUAAUGUCUGACAAAACAUGAGAUAUUUCUGGAAAAAAGGCAUGGAUGGGUAUUUGUAUAUACUUUAUCCAUAGGGAAUUCCAGGGCCUUGGGAUGAACACAGACAAGCACUUUUCUAUUGUGCUGCUAACUUAUUUCUUCUUGCAAUUAUAGGAUCCUUUCUGUGAACCCUGGGAUAUGUGUAAAAAGAGAUGUGCUCAAGGUUUAUAGACCCAUUCUGUAUGAGUUUUGCAAGCCAAUGACAGCUGCUUAAUUGGGUCCAGAAACAUGCUGGCAAACUUCAGUUGCUGCAAAACUGGUUCUUUCUCCCCACACCCAUCAGGCACUGGGCUGUGGUAUUAGUAGCUUCUGAAAAGUUUAAGAGAAGUCCAACCUAGAUGACAUAUUAUAGAUCACAUAUUGGCACUACUACAGGUGCCGCAUAAUACCCGUUCCAUAUUUGUAAGAACUCAAUCGUUUAGUGUGGCAGCACCUGCACUUUGGAACUCAGUGCCUAUUGAGAACAAGCAGUUGUCUUCACAGUAGUUUUUUCAGCGCCUUCUAAAAGCAUUCUUGUUUAGACAUGGUAUCCAGAUGCUUAGAAAGUUGAGGUAAUUUUAAUUUGGUUUAGUAGGUUUGUAUGUUUUGAAGUAUGGUUGAGAUUUUUCCCUCAGUUUUAUUGUUUUAACUUUUUGUAAGCCACUUUGAGGUUUUUAAAAAUCAAGCAGAGUAUAAAUUUUAUGAAAUAAAUAGUAAGAUUAGCAUUCAAGACUUGGGGCCACAAAAGCAUGCUUAACUGCUACCAAAGACUGAAUCUUCAGUUCGUAUGUAACUAACACUGGGCCUCACUGAUCACAGCUGCCAUUGUGUUUUUCCAGGAGUUCCUUUUAGACUGUUUAUCUGAUUGAUUGAGACCCCAUGUUCCCCGUUGUGAACUUCUCUAAAAGCUCAUCAUGCUUGCCCACCACUGCUCGAUUUAGCUUAAUUCUUCUAAAUCUCAUCUUCUUGAUCAUGGCAUCAAAUCAUUUAAUUGGAUAGAGAGAUAGGAUUCUUAGUUAACACUCUGCUGUAUAUGUUUCCAGUAUAGUGAGGAUAGUGCACUCUAAAACUCGCACUAAUCUUAUUUAGUGAUUUUGUAUAAGUGUUAAAUAACUAAAUACUGAACCUUUGUGUAACGCUGCAUUCUGGCAUCCAGUACACUGAGCAGGCAUUGCCUAAGGCUGUUCUGGAACUCCAUUUGCCUAAAUACGGGUUACAUACGCUUUAGGUUACAGACUCCACUAACCCAGAAAUAAUACCUCAGGUUAAGAACUUCGUUUCAGGUUGAGAACAGAAAUCACGCGGCAGCAGGAGGCCCCAUUAGCUAAAGUGCUGCUUCAGGUUAAGAACAGUUUCAGGUUAAGAAUGGACCUCCAGAAUGAAUUAAGUACGUAACCAGAGGUACCACUGUAAGAGCGUAAAUAUUUGAGAUCUUCCCCUUUGAUGGCUGAAAGUUAUUGCAACUAAGGUGAUAAAAUGUAGUGGUCUACAAUGUAAAUGUCUUGAGAGGAUUAGCAGGUUGAAAUUUCCCCUGUGACCCUCCAAGCAAAUAAAUUCCACCAUGCUUUCACUUUCCCUCAAUCUCUCUCCCCCAACCCCUGCCAAUCUGAGUAACAUAUAGCUUGAUGAAGAGUUCUGCAGAAUUGAAAGCUUACUCACUAUUUUGUGACAUUUUGGUUGGUCUUAAUAAAGGUAUUGCCCUACUAUGGAGUGGGAAGUUUUGUCUAAAGGCAGAUGAAAAUGGGUUGAUAAAGGAUGUUUCUCAUCCAGGAAACACUGUGGUUGCUAUUCUCCCACGUGCUUAUGUCAUUCUGUUAUGUAGUUCUACUUUGUUUGUUUAACAUGAAAGCUAGUACAGAAGCUUACUAUUGGUUUGGAAACUUUGAGAUACUUUCAUGCAUAAGGACCACUGUUUUGUGUUUGUGUGGAUUAUUACAAUUCUUUGAAGUCACUUAACAGUUAUGGGGAGUCUUGACUUGUUCUUCUGUCCGAGCCCAAAAUUGUGGUUUGCUUCUCCCUAAUGACCCGUGAUCUCUAGUGAACAUGAAGCCAUGGUUUGUUUGUUUUUGCUUGUAUCACUCCUUGCCCUAAAGAAAUUAUUUUCCUUUGGUUAGCACAUAAUGUUCUAGAUAAAUUUGUGCAUGUGUUUUGUGACUGCUUUUUAGGGGCUUAAAGGCUAUUCUUGUGCUUCUCAGAAAUAUUGUAGUAGUAGUGUUAAUAAUAAUAAUAAUUUAUUAUUUAUACCCUGCCCAUCUGGCUGGGUUUCCCCAGCCACUCUGGGCAACUCCCAGUCAAAUAUUAAAAACACAAUACAGCAUUAAACAUUUAAAACUUCCCUAAACAGGGCUGCCUUCUAAAAGUAGGAUAGUUGCUUAUUACCUUGACAUCUGAUGGGAGGGCAUUCCACAGGGCAGGCGCCACUACCGAGAAGGCCCUCUGCCUGGUUCCCUGUAACCUCACUUCUCGCAGUGAGGGAACCACCAGAAGGCCUUUGGUGCUGGAUCUCAGUGUCUGGGCUGAACGAUGAGGGUGGAAAUAUGCAGAAUAUGAUGUAAUGUGCUUUUCUGGCUUAUUAGUUUAAUUUUAGUAUUAUAAAAUCAAGGUGUGUGUCUCCCCUCCGCCCCCUGUAACUCUUUCGGACUGGGUAUUUAAGAAGGCAAAGAAGAUUUGGUCAAAUAUUGCCAGAUAAUGUUGUUAAAAAUUAAGUUUAGUCAUAGAUAGCUUACAAUAAUUGCAAAAACAAAUUUGUUAAGUUACCAUGGAACAAUAAAACAUUUACCAAAAAAUGGAGUCCAGUGGCUCCCUAGAACCUGUACAGAAUGGACAGAUCAUAUGCAGAUUGUUCCUGAAGCAUGCAAGAUAGAGUCCUAGAUGAUCCAAGGCAGUGGUGACCUUUGCAGCUGCUGUCUGCUUUCUGACCUGAUUUUGUUUAAAGGUGCCUAUAGUUUUCGCAGGUGACUUGUGAGAGAAACUUUGCUAUGUUUCUAGGCAGGAAGUAAGUAACAAACAACACCAUAAUGAAGUGAAACAAAAAAGUGCUGCUACUUACAUGGUGACAUUCAUGUUUGCAAGGAAUUUUGACAGUAUUUGUCCAGAAUCAAAUGGUAUAUGAUCAGUUGACAAUAUUUGACUGGUCAAUUAUCAUACGUACUUUUCAUAAUUUCAAGGAUAAUAGUAUGUUUGCUAUGAUCAUUCUUAUGGGGCAGGUGGGCAUAGUUGGGGAGAAAUGGCCCAGUGGGCCAAAUUAAGAUCUAUGGUAGGCCUAAUUUGGCCCACAGGCUGGAGUUGCCUCAUGUCUGUGGUAGGCUAUGGGUUUUUUUAGACCACGGCUUACUGUUAUGUGCAAACAGAAGCAGCAUGACAAAAAGAUGCAAAGCUUGGUUUUAAGAACGAAGAAAUUUUGUAAAUAAUACCCUAUUUAGUUGUAAAUGUACAUGUUUUAGUUAUCAUGUUUAUACCAAUGUUUAGGCAAUAUAUGAAGAAAUGUUGAUGGGAAAUGUAAUUUAAAUAGGCCUUUAAAAAUCAUGAUUUAAAUCGCUGUGUUUCAAUUAAUCCUUCUUGAUACAGAAGUCAUUUUAGUUGCUUGGUGUGAAUGUUUAUGUGCAACAGAAACUUAGAUUGUUUCGGUCAAAAACAACAACAAAAAAGCCCUUGGCCAAAGCUUUUUUGGCCAAAUGCGUUGGGCACAGUGUAUAAAUGAGGAACCAAUUCCUUUUUUCUUUUUCUUUUUGCUUCUGUAAGUUUGGUUUCUCUUUAAACACACUCCUUGGAUGCUUCCUGUUUUUGAUGUAUUUUUCUUCUUAGUGUGACUGUUUGCAAAGCCAGUAUUAUACAGCAGCCUCUUGCCUCUUUUUCUGUUCCAUGGUGCAUUUUUAAUUUUGAUUUGAUUUGAAUAUAUUUUUUCUAUAGCAGUGGUUCCUAGUGGAGUUAUCCCAGAGGGUCUGCGAACUGGCCCUGCACAAGAUGAGGAGGAACUGGUGAAGGCUUCAGCAGUGGCACAUCCUCUGCCGCAAAAUGAGCCUGACCAAGCACAAGUCAGCACUGUGCUUUGCCUGCCUGCCUGGUUGAGACACCCCCAGGGUGAGAUCAGGCUAGGGCCUGGGCUACUACUGUAAUAGAGCCUUUCUUGCUUGAUCCUGCAGUACUUUCUCACUGCCUGGAUAUUUCUCCUGAAAAAGAGGGAUUGAAGUAGCAACUGACUCCCAAUGGUAGGGGGGAUGAACAGGCUGCAGCUGCUGCAUUCCCCACUGUGAUAGAUCCAGCCUUGUUUGAGUCUUUGCUUUCCAGCUCACCUUCCUGCCUCCUUCUCUGCACCUCUUGAGAUCCAGGAGGCGUCCUGUGGUGGCAUCUGCCUCACCAGCCAUGGUGCUAAGCUAUGGUGCCCUGCCUUCUUACUGAGCUAGCAGCCUUCAGGUAGCUUUUGGCUUUGGUCUAUGCAGCAACCAGCCACUGAUUUCUCAGUCUGAUGAUCACGGUCUUACUUACCACAGAAGGGUAAAAGGCACUUCCAACACUUUUGGUGAGAUUUGGCUUCUUUUCUUUUCCAUUAUGAGAUGGAAGAUGCUCUUCCACCCUCAGCACAAGAAUCUCUGUGGAGAGGCUCCUUGAAUUGAUAAUACAUAAAUAAACCUAUUGCUUGUGAAUGGUUGUGGCCUUUUGUGUUUGGUGGAAGAGUAGCUUCCAUUUCUGAGCAAACAUAUUCUCUACUCAGGUAGGUAGCCGUGUUGGUCUGAUGCAGUCGAAAUAUAUAUAUAAAUUAAAAAAUUGUCCAGUAGCACCUUAGAGACCAACUAAGUUGGUUCUUGGUAUAAGCUUUCGUGUGCGUGCACACUUCUUCAGAUACACCUUAUAUAGGGUCUGGUGACUUCUGUUUCAGUGUAUCUGAAGAAGUGUGCAUGCACACGAAAGCUUAUACCAAGAACAAACUUAGUUGGUCUCUAGGGUGCUACUGGACAAUUUUUUUAUAUUUUUAUAUAUUCUCUACUGCUCUUUAACUUCCCUUGUUUUUUCUUCUUUUGAAUAUUGCAUGUUUUGUCUGAAGUGGAACAUCUUUCUAUAUUGUAAAUGUGUUGCAGGGUAUAAAACUCCUGAUAGUCAUUGAUUCGAGAAGAUAAUGAGAUCAUAAAAUAUUCAUGGAUGUUGCCACUUCUACUCGGGGAAUACAGUGGAACCUCUGGUUAUGUACCGUCCUCCUUACGAACACUUCGGGUAACGAUCUCCGCUAACCCAGAAGUAGUUGCUCCUGGUAGCGAACUUUGCCCCGGGAUGCGAGAGGAAGUUGCGUGGCAGCAGGAGGCCAAUUAGCGAAAGUGCGCCUCAAGUUAAGAACGGUUUCAGGUUAAGAACGGACCUUCGGAACCACCAGAGGUACCACUGUAAAGCUGUCAGUGAUAGAAUGUUUGCAGUCAAGCUUCUGUGAAAGAGUUUUCCAUUUGGCUUUGAUUAAAGCCUCACACAAGCCUGAAUGGCAAAAAGAAUUAUAAGACAGGCCCAGGUGAAGUUGGAUGAGAAGAGAUCCUAGGAGAUCAAGCUUAUGGUCUCUUAAGUUUUUGCAAGGUAGAGUGUCUAAAGAAAUGAGUAGAGUGGCUGAGAAAUGGGAACAUUAGGGAAGGACAGGUAGAAGAGACAGACUUGAGGAAAAGAGGAGAGAGUAAACAGGAUGUUUUAGGAAAGGUCUAAUAAUAGGGCAACAACUCUGGGAAAAGCUGACACCAAGCCUAAGGACAAAUAGGCUGCAUGCUCUUCCCAGAAAAGUGGCUGUGAUAGGUUUAUUGGGCAGGCAGGGUACUGCCCAAGAGUUAGGGUUGUUAAAGAAACUAGGACAGAAUGGUUAGUUGCCUGAAAAGCAGGGAGUAAAAGAAACAGGUGGAGGCAUGAAUUGAAAAGGAUGCGGGCAAAGAAAAAUGACUGGGGAAGGGAAGGGAAAAGUAUGAGAUAUCAAGUGAUUUGUAGUGACUAUUUUCAUAUGUGUAAGUACAGUAAUUGUUUGAAGUUGCCAUGAUUGGGUGGACAUGCUGUGUGAGGAAAAGAUUUACUGUUCGGAGAGUCACUAGCAGAAAUAAAAACAUACUUCUGCCCCCACAUUUCUUCUGAUUUCCCCCUCCUGCUGCAGCCCCUAUGUCACAUUUCAUGCCUUCCAGAACAUCUCUCAACCACUGGAAGCAAUUCCUCAAGAGAUUCAAGAGGCUGCUAUAGGAGAGGAUAGCUGGGAAUGCCCCACUGCAUCAGCAGACUUCCAGUCACACUCCUCUGGACCCUACUCCAAUAUGUGUUUCUUCACAUUGGGCAAGCUUUAAGUCAUUGCAUUGCAGGGGGUUGGACUAGAUGACCCUCGGGAUCCCUUCCAGCUUUACAAUUCUAUGAUUCUAUAAUUAAAGUUCAAAAUGUGGAAACAUUCUAAAAAAAUAUAUUUUAUUUUAUACCAAUUAACUACAAUUGUCUUUAGUUUACAAUGAUACACUAGUUAAAACUAUAAAAUCAAACUUCAGUUUAAAUGCCUGCUGGAAUAAAAUAGCCUUCAAUAGGCACUGGAGGUUCAGAAGGAAGCAGGUCUGUCUGACCUCAGCUGGAAAGGAGAUCCAUAAAAUUUGGUGCACAACACUAUAUGCACAACUGUAGCUGGUAAAAGGCACUCCUAGCCACCCAGGCUACCUGAGCUUCCAGUGGCAAACAUGGAUCUAGCGGCACACUCCCAAACUCCGAGCCUCUUCUUUCAGAGGAACGCAACCCCAUCCAGAACAGGCACCUGGCCAGUCUCAGUCAUGGAGCUAGCAACCCAAAGUGCCUUUGUCUUCCCAUGGUUCAAAUUCAGAUUAUUGGCCCUCAUCCAGUCCAUCACUGCACCCAGACAAUGCUCCAGAUCACGUGCAGCCUUCUCUGACACAUACAUUAUGGAGAAAUAGAGGUUUUUACUAGGCAGGAUGUGCAGGGGUCAGGAGAGCAAAACAGAUUAAUAAUCUUUGUACUUAAAACAGAAAAGUGGACUGUAUACUGUGUAAUAAAUUGUAGCGUUUAAUAGAGAAUUGUUGCUUCCUACAAAAACCAAAGCUCUCUGAAGAUGCUUAGUUGCUUGUUUUACAACAUAGCUUUUAUCUUUAAGCAAAAAUAAUCACACUGAUUCUGUCUAUCUUGUAAGUUACUGCCCACCCACUUAUUCUUAUGUUAGUCAUUUGUAGUAUGUAAAUGGCUUGAAGGAAAUAAGAACUCUAUUUCAGUCUCAUAGCUUUCGCUUUAUGGUUGCCUGGAGGUAUUUCUUGUUGCGAGCAACCUCAUGAGUGGCUUUUUGUUAGCCAUGUAUAAUGUCUAAAUAUAAUUAUUUAGUAAUAUUAUUUGUAAUAUUGAAGCCUCCACAAAUCCAUUUGCCAAGGCCAAGGGCCCUUCUUCAAUAUAAUAACAUCAUUCAUUCCGCCUUCCAUCUUCUGAAUCAUGGGAAGAUUUUCUUAUGUCAUGCUGCUGAGCUUUGAAACAAGAAGAAAUAUGAUGAGAGACUUGCUGCUUCUGCCUUCUCCAGAGCCCAGCAUGAUAUGUGACGCUCCCCUCCUCCAAGUACUCUGGCACACACGGGAGUGGGUGCAUAGGUGGUGAACACAAAUUAUAUCUGACUUGUAAGGCAAGCCAACAUUUGUGGACCCCUGGUAAUAAUAAAGGAUUUUACUGAAGUUGUUAAGAGUUAUUUUGAAAUAACAAUUUUAAUUGCUUAUUAGAAGUUGAAAGAUUGGCCUUUGGCCAGUGAGAGGUGUUCUGUGUAUGAAAAGUGGUUUCUGUACGUGGAUUACUCAAGCUGUGUUUCAGGAACUUGCUGUGGAUAUAGGGCUAUUGGGAGAAUCUAGCAACUCUGCUGCCCUAUAAGUGGAGGAGGAUUUCUCAUAUCUGAGUAGAGCAGACUCCCUUGGAAGGUGGUGGACUGUCCUCCUUUGAAGGUUUUUAAGCAGAGGUUGGAUGGCCUUUUGUCAUAGAUGCUUUUUCUGAGAUUGCUGCAUUGCAGGGGGUUGGACUAGAUGACCCUUGGUAUCACUUCCAACACUGAUUCUAUGAGGGCACAGCCCCUCUUUCCCCUCUGAAUGGGGAGAAACAACUCCAGGCACCCCCUGCUCCCUAUCCCACCUGAUCAGCAGGGAAAAUAUCAGCUCUAAAUGUUGAUGCAGUUGGGAACGUCUGGACUGGAACAACUAAGUUUAGCUUAUCAUAUGUUGAUAUAAGAGUACUGAUUCAUGUUCUUGCAUUUCUUUUUCAGGUUAAAACUUUUUUUAAAAAAUGGCAGCAGAAACCCAGACGCUUAACUUUGGGCCUGAGUGGUGAGUUACCUAUAAUACUUGUGUGAACUUUUCACUAAUGAGUUUAACAAAAGUUGGCUUGUAGAUGCAUUGCUUCAAAUGGUGAAUGAGAAAGCAUAUUUGAGUUGUUGAACUAGCUUUUUUAAAUUACAGCUGGUUAAUUAUAUGCCUGGCUUGAAUUAAGAAGCAGGAGCCUGUUGUCACAAUGUUGAAGAAAUCCCCUUUUGUGAGGACAUUUCAGUUAGAAUAAAUCAGAAUGAUACUAAGGGAGAGAAAUAUUUAAAAGGAGCACUGAGGGCUAUAGAUGUUAGUUACUUACUUUCCCACCAGGAGAUACCACGGACAGAAAAUACUUAUAAUAUUUUUGCUGCUUAUUGUCACUCUUCCUUGCAACCAUAUACAGUUUCGGGGUCACAGUGAUAUGCAGGGUAUAUGCGUUAUUGGAGUGAGCUUCCCACUGUGUUGUACAUUCUAUGUUGAAAGUGUGGCUAAACAUGUCCUUACUCAAGUAAGACGUUGUUACAAAGAAAUUGCCCAUGGCUUUGACUGCACAGUGGUUAGUUAGCAUCUUCAGACUUGUUCUCAUCAUCCAGUAUGGAUGUUCAGGAAAGAAUGGAUAAGGAUCACCUUUGCUUAUUCAAGUAAAGUUUGCCAUUCCUUACAGUAAAAAUACUGUUGGUAUUAAAAUUACCUGUGGAUAAAAUACCUUCAUGCAGGAAAAGUGUACAUAGUUAAUAUGCUAUAUUUUUAAUGGCAUUUUUUGUGCAAAUGUGCAUACUUAACAGUACAUUAUUCAAAAGAUUAAUACUUCACAGCUCAACAGGAUAUUUUCAUUCAUUCUCAUCCUUCUGCUACUAAUAAGCAUAUUAGCCUGGUGCAGACAUAAUGCCUGCUUCUUGAAAACCAUGAUUUGAAAAGCAGGAAGUAAUCUUGGGAAUGCAUGUUCCUUGCUCCCUCCUCUGAAACAAUUUCCAACCUCCUUUCCUAGUCUUAAAUGUUUUUCAAUGAAAAUCAGAUGAGGGCAGCAUAGGGGGCUGCAGAGAGAAGCGGCUAUUGGCAGAAAUCACCUGUUUCCCCUCCCACCAGUGGGAGAGUCUGCUGAGCAGAAGUCUUUGUCAGAAAGAAGGUACAAAGCAAAAACUGCUGCUGUGAAUUCACCAUUAUAACACUACUCUUGCUUUUACUUGGAAGUAAGAAAGUCACCAAGUGCUUGGAGGCCUCUAUGCAUUUUAUGCCUUUCUAUUUUUAUUUAGAACAGCUGAGAAGGUAGCAAUGUGAAGUGGAAGACUAAUGAGGGGGUUUCUUAACCAUUUUGCUUUGUUUCAUUUUCUACUUUGGAAAAAAAACUUCUUACACCCUCGUAAAAGUAAUCUAAGGGACAAUUCUUGGUGGGAAAAUGGAACAAGUAGAAAGAGUUAAAAGUCUCUUGUUCCAUUUCCCCUCUGCUUCAGACUGCAACCUCAGUUGGUUUUAUUUUAUAAGCAACAGGCCCUAGAAGAACUACGUGUAAUGUGUAGUUUCGGCAUUAGAUUCCCAUAAAUGCAUUCCAGUUAUGAAGCAAAUCAAUAUAAAACAAUAUAUAAGCUUUUAAUGGGCAUAUAUCAAAUGCACGGCAUUGUUCAAUAAAUUAUAUUAUGAAAAUCCUCUUCCUUUUUCCUAUCUGCCUAAUAGAUAAUUUUUAACGUGUGUUCUUGUUUUUAACUGCGCAUUAAAAACCAUUUGGUAGCAAAAUGGAGAAUAGCAAUUACCGGUAGUUUAAUUAAAAAUCUUUAGUAAUUUUUUGGCACAUUAGUUUUGAGCAGGAUUGGGGUCUACCUGAGGGCCACAUUACUUUGUGGGCAGCUUUCAGCUAGAAACUAUAAAGAUGAGUCUGGCCUUUGUCCGGUAGGCUAAGUUCCAGCCACACAAAAACCAGAGGUUCCUACAUGCACAUCUCCCCAUCCUCCAUUUAGGUAAGCAAGCAAGAAGAGUCAUCACAGUUUAAGGCAGUUGAGAGUGUGGAGCAGGACAAGUAAAGGGUGAAGGCGUGUGUGUCCUGGGAAGACAUGGUGGCCUGGAGGGCUAUAGCUGGCUCCUGGACCUGAGGUUCCUUACCUCUGCUUUAGAGUUUCAGAAAGUAUUGUUUUGAUACCUUUCAUAUCCAUUAUAUAGUACUUAUUUUUUCAGAUUCUUGGUUCAUAUAAAAGUGGAAGGUUAUUCACAAGUGAUGUUUAUUUAAAUGUCAUGAAAAGUGCUACCACAUGGUGGCAGCAAACCAAUGAGAGUUAAUCCCAAAUUGCUAGUUGGAGUGCCUUGAAUCCUCCUAAAUUAUAAAUAGCAGCAGCGAUCUGAAAAGUUGUAUGAGAUAAGCUUUGAUUUUAACAUUAUAUAGUUUUUGUAAUAUUUCAGAGUAACUUUUUGAUUGCUGGCUCUCCACUAGUUAGCAGUAGCUUUUAUUGAAUACUUGUAAAGAGAUUCAGAUCUGUGCAGAUGUUGGACUUCAGUUUAGCUGCCUUUUAAUUCAACAGUAUUAUUUUAGAUAGGUUUACAUUUACCUACAAUUUACACUUUAUACAACAUACACAGAAACAAAUCACAAUCCUUAGUCACUGGUUACUGUUACAGACAGCAGCUAUGAUGCCAUUGGUCUGAAAACCUCUGUCCUUGGAGAUCUCUGACACAUAAUUCUGGAGUUGUCAAAAUAUAAAGCACAUAAUGUAAAUAAAGCUGCAUUUAUGCUUGCUUCCAUUUUUUUUGCAUAAAAAUGGCUCAUUUGUCAUCUUGUCUGAUGAAACUGCAGUUAUCUUAACAGUUUGUUUAAAAUAGACCAACGUCUAACCAUUGGUUAUGAAUCCAGCUUGUUUAAAUAAGCCAUAGUUAACAUUAAUCACAGUUUAGGAUUCAAAAUGCAAAGCAAUUUGGCUUCAAAACCAAACUCUUCCUCCUGCCAAAGGCCAGUUCACAUCACACUUCACGGGUUUAGCAUAACAUCAAAAUGUGGCUGUUGUGUUGUGUUGUGUUGUGUGCUGAUAAUAGUUGCCCAAUUGAGACAUUAUGGGAAACUGGUUAGAGCAGCUGUAAAAUGCUGGUGGGAAUCCAUUCACGAGGAGGGAGUGUAAAAACCUGUGACCCAUUCCUAGUUCUGGGGGGUUGUCUGAAUAAGGUAUUAGUUUUAUUUGUGUUUGAUUAAACUGUGGUAACUAAAAUAAAGUUCAGACCUUAGAAAAUGCAUGUUGUGACUCAGAAUCAAACUGAACCUGAAGUGAAAACCACGCUGAAACUUUAAAAAAAGAAAAGAUGGAACUGUUAUUUGAAAGCCUGCUGUGGAUCCAGAACAGAUCACUUUCCUGCAUCCCCAAUAAUUCUGGUUUCCAAUUCAGAAUAAGUUUGGUGGCACAUGUGCAGAAUCAGAAUAAGGGAUACAUAAUACAUGGAAUGAUUUUUAUACACGUUGGGUUUGUUCAGGCUUCUAUACCCUGCCUUCUUCAAGAGCUAAGAAGCAGCAGGCAGGAUGGAGGCCUGCUGCUUUAAUGCUGCAAUCCACUGUAGAGCAGGCUGUGAGGGUAAACAGCCUGGUAAAGGAAGGGAAGAGGAUAGCAUUUCUAUGCACUGUGGAAUGCUUCCUGCAUGGUCAGCUAGUAUCUGUAACUUUUACAAGAUGUUGUUGAAAGCUUUUCACACUAACCUUUCACCCUAAGGGUCAGUAUACAUAGUUCUUUAUUAAACAGUGAGUUCUCUGACAGGCUCAUAUGUGGUAGAUAGGCCUUCAGGGUCCCAUCUAGUUCAGAGUACAGUAGCCUCCCUGAGUGUAGGGCAGGUCUCUGAAGUAAGUAGCUUCAAGAGACUAGGUAGAGGGGAAUUUGAGAAGAUGAAAAUAGAUGGUGAAUGAGAAAGAGAAUGGGGAAAUAAAUUUAAAUCUUCAAAUUUGUCAUCAUAGUACAUCCUUCAGCACUUAGUAGCAUACUGCUUUCUGUGACUAGGCCCUGAAAAAAAGCAAAUUAGACAUGGGCAAGGAGUUUUUGCCAGCCAAGUUGAACUUUCUCCUUUGAGCAGCUGACAUUCUCAUGCUGUAUCACAAAGCUUUUUUAAACGUCCAUUUACUUCCAGAAGCUAUUUGCCACGCAGCAUGGCUGUAGGAAUGCUGUUAGUGGGAAAGCAAGUAUAAAACCCUUCUGGGCAGAUAGAGUUCUUUAAUCUGGGCCAUUGUAUUUCUUAUACUUAUGUUGCAACAACGCCUUCAAACUGUAGGCUUUUCUUUUCAGUAUCUUUAGUCAUAGACUAUUAACAGAAUAUGCAUUACAGAGCCAGGGCCAGGUUUGUUCCUGGGAAUCAAGGACCAAGACCGACCAUGGGACCAAGAGUAGUGGCAGUUCAUCUGGCUCUGAGAGAUGGAGUGGUGAGGACCAGUGGCAAUGCCACUAGCGAGAGAAGCCAUAGCAGAGACCUGUGGUGAGAUGGUGGUAGUGCCUUUUAGCACUGCCCAUCUCAGGUGGAAUACUGUGAUCAGAACCACUGCCAUCUUACUUUGUCCAGAAUUCCAUUGAGUCCUGAUGAAGCAUUGCAGAGUGAUGAUUGAGGGGAAGGACCCAGAUGCAUUCAGGGUAGCUGGUAGCACCUUUAGUCAUUCAGUUUGGUGCUCCUUUGUGCCAGGCAUUAGAAAAAAUGAAAAAUAAAGCAGGUCCAUGUGGGUCACAUGGGAUUCAGCACUUGUCUGACAGCGCUGAAUGGUGGUAUCAGGUCUUCAAUAUCAGUAUGUUGAUAACCACCUUUGCACAUGUGUCGCCUGUAAUUGUAAUGUGAAUGACAUGGUGACCUAUUUAGAUGUAUUGGCCUAAGCAACAGCCAAUUCAGAACAUCAGUUAUAAUGGAACAAAAAAAUAAAUAAAAAAAAAAUCCCAACUGUUGGCUCCAUAUGAACUUCACAUUAAAACUAUGUGAAGUGCAUUUAAGAGUCUUUUGUGAAUAAUUUUCAACUAAAGCUAUAUAAAAAUAGCUUUCUUUAGCUACUUCUGCAGGAUAGAAAGGGAUUUCUGUUUGACAUCACUGUAGUCUGAAGGUUUGUUGUCCUGACAGCAGAGUACAUACCGUAUUUUUUGCACCAUAACACUCACUUUUUUCCUCCUAGAAAGUAAGGAGAAAUGUCUGUGCGUGUUAUGGAGCGAAUGCCUACGGAUGGCGGGGGGAUCUGCUGCAGUCGUGAGCAGAGGAUCCAUGGUUCCCCUUCCUUCCCUCCUCCAUGGCUCACUUUGAAACAGCAAAGUGGGAGAAGAGCCGCUGAGUGGGGGGGGGGGGGAGAGGAGAGGGACAGAGAGCCUGCUUGCUUUAAAGGAGCAAAGCGGGAGAGGAGAGGAGCCUUCUCCUCUUAUACCCCUCUUCUGCAUUAUUAACAGCAUCCUUCUCCACCCACCCCACGCGUGUUCCUUGUCCCUUGAGUGCUUUUCCUUCCCUCCCCACUUAAAACGUGGUUACAAAGCACGGAUCCACAUGGAUCCUCAGGAUUUUUGCAUUGGGCUACCCCAAACUCACCGUCAGAUCACAUGUCUGUGGCCACAGCAUGAACCACAAAAAUCAUACAUCCACUGUUUCGUUUAGAAUAUUUUUUUUCUUGUUUUCCUCCUCUAAAAACUAUGUGCGUGUUAUGGUCGGGUGCGUGUUAUAGAGCGAAAAAUACGGUAAUUGGUUGUCUUAAUUUCUCCUUCCCUAUUUGUUCCCCUAUAGGCUGCGAGCUCUGUCUAGUGGUGGGAGUGUGA